UGAUCAAUGAAUUCUGCAUAGUAAAAUAAAUAAAUAUGUCGUCUGUUUCAGUAUUUUGUUGUUUAAAAGGAUGUUUAGAUAAUUUUACGUUUCAUCCGACAGUGCCUCACAUACCAAGAGACAAUCCAAUUCAGUUGGACACAGCUUUUAUGGGAUAUGAAGUAGUUGUUGUAAAAGGUGGUUUGCGACUCUGUGGUUCGGGAGCAGUCUUAGGAAAUGCUCCUUUGGUUCAAUCAAAAUCAUAUUUCGAAGUUAAGGUUCAGCAAAACGGUACAUGGGCGGUAGGUCUUGCUACUAGACAAACUGAUGUCAGUUUGACACAAGGCGGUCAAGAUGAAUUUUCUUGGGCUCUAGGUAGUGACCAUAUAAUUCGCCACAAAAAACAAGAACUACAUAAAAUAAGCAGCAUUGGGUCUCCUGAUGAAGGAAUAAAACAAAUCAUAGAGGGUGAUAUAAUAGGAGUGGCAUUUGACCAUCUUCAGUUAAAGUUCUUUAUCAAUGGAAAGGAAGUGGACUAUGCAGUUAGUAAUAUUAAGGGAACUGUUUACCCAGCUUUAUAUGUUGAUGAUGGAGCUAUAUUGGACAUAAUUUUGGACAACUUUAACCAUCCACCUCCUUCUGGGUUUGAUAAGAUUAUGCUAGAACAAUCACUUCUUUAAUAUACACAUUUUUUAGUUAAGAUCUAUACGUAAAAUGAACAAAUUUUAUUUAUUUUAUAAAAAUAGCUUUAUUUUUUAUAUAAGUAUUUAAAGACUAUUGUUGUAGUAUUCUGAAUGCAAAAAGUAUAUUCUAGUUUUUAUUAUUACAAUGACAUCACAAUUACAAAAUAAGACUCUAUUAAAAUUGAAACACAUCUCAAAAAUACUGAUUUUAAAGUAUUUAA
Molecule: messenger RNA, 883 nt
Organism: Diabrotica balteata
Lineage: Eukaryota; Metazoa; Arthropoda; Insecta; Coleoptera; Chrysomelidae
Source: the annotation of a GenBank genome assembly